AUGAUAGUCAGACAGUUCUGCGCCCGGCACGGGCGCACAGUACUCGCCCGGUCAUCGCGGCGUCUCGAUCGCGGCUACGUAUCGAGCAGAAAUGUCGACAACCCCAUGCUCCGGCAAUCAGAACGAGAUCCUAAACCCAAACCCGGCAUCCCAGGACAUCCAGACGAGCCAUCCAGCAUCCUCGACACUCUUCCUCACCCGCCGACCGCUGCAACAAGGUCCAUAGCCAAGGAGUUGGAAGCACAGGAGAAUUCCAUCCAUGCCCUCCGAGCAGACGUCCAAGCCCACACAACGGCUCGAAUAAUGUCGCUGGACGAGUUCGAGUUCGACGCAAAAAACCCCUCGAAGGCACCGACACCAACCACAUCUCAAGCUGCUUCUUCUCCGUCAUCAACACCAUCGACUUCACCACCGGCGCCAGCCGAUCCGCUUCCAUUCGAUAACCUGAAAGAACUGAACCGCUACCGGAGACAUGUGCAGCAGGAGCGACGGCGAGGCACCCACCUCUCCCAGACAUACGACCCUACCACCCUUCUACACAAGCCGCCGAAAGCAUCUGAGUUAACUCUGCCGAUGUUGCUGGCCAAUCAAACCCACCUGGGCCACGCAACCUCGCUAUGGAACCCGUUGAACAGCAGCUACAUCUUCGGCGUACGAGACGGGAUCCACAUCAUUUCGCUCGAAGUUACACACGCGUACCUCAAGCGCGCGGCGAAGGUGGUGCAAGAAGUGGCGCGACGCGGCGGGAUCAUCUUGUUCGUUGCAACCCGCAAAGGCCAGGAGGAGAUCGUAGUCAACACGGCAAAGCUGGCGGGCGGCUAUCAUAUCUUCCACCGCUGGGUGCCUGGAUCCUUGACCAACGGACAACAGAUUCUAGGCGGCUGCGGCGUGAAAGUGGUCGACAUCCACGACCGAGAGAUCAAGCAGUACCGCAACGCCUUUACAGCGGGCAACCACACCGUGAUGCGGCCCGACCUGGUGGUCUGUCUGAACCCGCUGGAGAACCAGGUGUGUCUGCACGAAUGUGGCAUAUUCAACGUGCCGACAAUCGGAAUCAUCGAUACAGAUGCCAACCCGGCCUGGGUCACGUAUCCGAUCCCAGCAAACGACGACUCGCUGCGCUCCGCGGCCCUCAUUGGCGGAGUGCUUGGUCAGGCGGGCAAGGAGGGCCAGAGACUGCGCCAGCUGGAAGCCAUGCGCGGCAGCGCCACGUACCCGACCCACCAUGUUCAUGAGACGUUGCAGGCCAUCGAGACGAUUGCAGCCUUGGAUGUGCAGGAGCCGGGCAAAGCCAGUGAACGGGACUGA
Messenger RNA from Capronia coronata CBS 617.96, 1308 nucleotides. RefSeq names its product small subunit ribosomal protein S2. Gene Ontology annotation, molecular function: structural constituent of ribosome. The record is from RefSeq and is a predicted model, not a curated record. Gene Ontology annotation, biological process: translation. NCBI's taxonomy places the organism in Eukaryota, Fungi, Ascomycota, Eurotiomycetes, Chaetothyriales, Herpotrichiellaceae. Bases 1 to 1308 code for a protein of 435 amino acids. The transcript is spliced from 2 exons. Gene Ontology annotation, cellular component: mitochondrial small ribosomal subunit; ribosome.